AUGGCUGCAGUCGAGAAACAACCACACAGACUGUACAGGCCGCAUAUCCAGACAGAAGGACAAUAUUCCAAUGAUUCCAUCGACGAAAAAUUCCCCGAAGGGGGUCUGCGGGCCUGGCUGGUAGUAGUGGGAUCAUGGUGUGCAAUGAUCCCAUCAAUGGGUCUUUUGAAUACGAUUGGGGUGCUGCAUGCAUGGACAGCGGAGCAUCAACUCGCCCAAUACUCUCCCUCGAGCGUUGGGUGGAUUUUUGGUGUGUUCAGUUUCUUCUUGUACUUUGGCAGCGCGCAAGUCGGGCCCAUAUUCGACAGCCGUGGCGUCCUUCCAGUGGUCUUGCCUGGGUCUAUCGGCAUUGUGCUGGCCGUUUUCUUCUUCAGCGAGAGUACCGAAUACUACCAAAUCUUCCUUUCCUUCAGUGUCCUCGGCGGCAUAUCCUCCUGCUGUCUCUUUACUCCAGCCAUCGCGGCGGUCGGCCACUGGUUCAAUGUUCGUCGCGGUCUGGCUACCGGGAUAGCCUGCACAGCAGGCGGACUCGGCGGGGUCUUCUUCCCCUUAAUCAUUCUCUACCUCGGCCCUACGAUUGGAUUCACCUGGGCCCUACGGAUCGUUGGAAUCAUCUGCUUCGUGCUGUGCGCACUCGCCUGUCUCUUACUUCGCACGCGCCUCCCGCCCAACCAUCAAGCCGGAAUGGCUAUCGACUUCAACGCCCUCCGCGAGCCCAAGUACGCAGUCACCACGCUGGCAGUCUGGCUGGUGGAGUUCGCCGUCUUCGUCCCGUACACCUACAUCUCCUCGUACGGACUCCACGCCGGCAUGGAUCCGUCUCUCGCAUACAAGCUCAGCGUGUUCCUGAACGUCGGCGCGAUCCCCGGCCGCGCGCUGCCAGGGUUACUCGCUGAUCGCGUUGGCCGGUUCAAUAUCAUGUCAUUGACGGCGCUGGUCUGCGCCAUCUUGACUCUGGCGCUGUGGUAUAUCGCCGGUGAUAAUGACGGCGCCAUCAUCGCCUACGCCACAUGCUUCGGGUUCUGGAGCGGCGCGGCGAUUAGUCUAACCCCGGUGUGUAUCUCGCAGGUCUGCCGCACGGAGGACUAUGGGAAGCGCAAUGGGACGACCUUUACGCUGGUGAGUAUAGGGACGUUGACGGCGAUUCCUAUCGCGGGUGCGAUCCAGGAGUAUAACAAUGGGGAGUACUGGGGGCUGAUUGUAUUUGGAGGGGUGUUGUACCUCGCGUCGUUUGUGGCGUUUGUGAUUGCCAGGGGAGUUGCAGGUGGUUGGCAACUGAACACGAAGUUUUGA
This is a messenger RNA of Aspergillus fumigatus Af293, 1293 nucleotides long. Its product is annotated as putative oxalate/formate antiporter. Gene Ontology annotation, cellular component: fungal-type vacuole membrane. Gene Ontology annotation, molecular function: transmembrane transporter activity. Lineage: Eukaryota; Fungi; Ascomycota; Eurotiomycetes; Eurotiales; Aspergillaceae. Gene Ontology annotation, biological process: transmembrane transport. The record is from RefSeq and is a predicted model, not a curated record.